Molecule: messenger RNA, 2127 nt
Organism: Cladocopium goreaui
Lineage: Eukaryota; Dinophyceae; Suessiales; Symbiodiniaceae
Source: the annotation of a GenBank genome assembly
AUGUCCGAGCCGGCGGACUAUUUGGGAACGAAAAUGAUGGAGGAUUGCAUCGAGUAUAUGGCCACGGAGGAAUCCCAGGAAGGUCUCAAGCGGAAGAGGAACCAUCCCAGUCUUCUGAGUUCCAAGGCAUCCAAAGCGACAAAGGCCGAAGCUGAAAAACCACUACUGGACAUUGACAGUGAGGAAAGUGGCGACAACAGUGAGGAAGACUCCGACGGCAGUGAGGAAGAUGAAAUGCAGGACUGGCUAUGUGCUCUGGACACCGAAAGCAGCCGUCAGUCUGCGAAGCUUCUCCGAGGUCGCACGGCCUGUGUGGAUAUCACCGAGGAGACCUGGCAUGGAGUGGAGCACCUUCAAGGCUUUUGUUCUGUAGUGGUUUGCACUUCAUUGUUGACUCAGGUGGGCUAUCGAGAGCCUUACAUUUGGGCUGAUGUCCUACAGGGCGCAAGUCAAAUUCUGGAAAAAGGCGGCAUUCUUCUGAUGUACGAUACAGAAAAGUGGGGCGACUUUGGUGACGUGGAGAAGAUGAAGGACCAUCUAAAACAGGCCGAGUUGGAUUUGGAGUUGAUUGAACGAGAGGAACCAGUGGAUUUCUCGGAUGACCCCGAUGGUCGAAUGUUCACCUUGGCCUUCAAGAAGACCGGAGCAUCACAACAGAAAUCCCUGCAAUGGUUGAUCCAGAAAGCCGAGGACUUCAAACAAGCAGGCAAUAGCUAUUAUUCCAACCUGGCAAAAUGCCGCGAUGCUCGUGAGCAGGGGCUCCACUCCAGCCCUCGCGUCGCUUCUUUGUGGAAAGCUGUGGCAUGCUACGUCCAGGGUUUGGACUGUUUGUCUUUGGCUCGAAGCCAAGGAGAUGAUGAACGCCUGAAUCAUAUUUCUUCAAGGCUGUACUCAAACCUUGCUGCAGUAUACAUGGAGCUUGCUGAGACAGCUGGCACUUACGAGCAUGCCAAUCGUGUCAUUGACUUGGCACUUGUGUGUGAUCCCGACUGGGACCGCGCCAAAGAGCGGAAAGAGAAGAUCCUGGCGAUGAUCAAAGGUCAAGAGCGCGACGAAGACGAAGAUCCCCGAGCUGAGGCCUCAACAAUCCAGGCUUUGGCGACGAUGAUUCAGAACGCCUGGUCUGGGGGGGAGCCUGAGAACGGCAACGCUCCGUCGCUACCAUCAGUCACAAGUGGUCCUGCGUUGGCCAAGGGCAGUCCUUCAGGAGCCACCCCCUCUCCAGCACCCCUUCCUUCUGCUGCCGUUGAAGGCUCUGCGGCAUCCGCACAAUCUUUGCGGGAGAGCUUUGACGCAACAAAUGCAAGUCUCCAGCGAGUUGUCACAGAGAGCAACACCAAACAGGAAGCCACCAAGUCAUUGAAUACGGUGGCAAUGAUCCUGAGCAAUUUCUUGAAAGAUCCUAGUUCUGAUCGAAAUCGAAAGGUGAAUACGUCAGGUUCACGGUUUAGCGAGAUCUUUCGAAACAACAGCGCAGCUGGUGAGUUGUUGAAACUCGCUGGUUUUCAAUACCAGCAUCCCAACUUUGUCUUCAAUGAGACUGGUCAGAUCAAUGCAGAAGGUGCUCAGCGCACCUUAGAUUUGGUCCAAGAAGCCCAGAGGAACAUCGACCAAACCUGGUCCACCCGUGGGGACCGUCCAGCCGCAGCCCCAGCCGCAGCCCCAGCCGCACCAGCUGCAGCUCCGGCUGCAGCCCCGGUUGCUCCUGCACCAGCUCCAGCUGCGGCGCCGACGCCCAGCGCCAGUUCCAGUGCUGAAGCUGCACGACCCUGGGCACCACGUCAACCACCACCUGGGGCGCCACAAGCUUGGGUGAAUAUGACGCGGGAUAUCAAUGAGGAUCCCCAACCGCCAGUGCAGGCCCAAGCCCAACCAGCUCAGGCGGGUCCAACCCCAGCACAUCCUGCGGAGACCUUGCCUCCUGCCAUUGCUCACCCAGCAGAAUCAGAGGCCAGACCCAUGGCGCAAGCUGCAGCACAACCAGCGACGCAGCCUGCAACCCAGCCACCGCAGCAACCCAGCCAUGUGGCACCAAGUCAACCGCAGCAUCAUUUGCCCAUCGCUCAUCCCGCAGAAGCAGCUCCAGUUGAGGAGGUAGAGGAGUCGCAGCCACAGAGCGGUGGCUGA